UUUUAAACUCGCUUCGUUAGUAAGACUACGUUUCACAAAUCAAGAGAAACCUCAUCUGAAGUACAACGUUCAUUUUGAGCAGACGCAAGCAUAAAAUGGAAGGUCUUCGUGUGGUGAUUGCUGGGCCCACAGGUUCAGGCAAGAGUGCAGCGGGAAAUGCCAUCUUUGGACGCAGUGUAUUCACUUCUGCUGCUGGUUCCUGCACUGUCACCCAGGCGUGUGAAAGCGCCGAGGAGGAAGUGGAGGAUGUCGGGAAGCUCCUGAUCGUCGACACACCGAGUCCAUUGAGUCCGGGACAGAGGAGGCGAUGCCUCCAGCUGUGUGCUCCAGGCCCUCACGCGUUCCUGCUGACGCUACGUGUGGGCCGCUACGAUGAAGAAGACCGGAACCAGGUUGAGAGUCUGGAGAAAGUGUUUGGAGAAGCGAUGUAUAAUUUCACCACAGUUCUUUUCACACACAGGGACAAUAUGGAGAUGACAGGGGAACGGUUGCAGGACCACAUCGAAAAUGCCAACCCCCACCUCAAAAGCCUGCUGGAGAAGUGUGGGCAGAGAUACCACGUAUUUGACAAUAGGAAAAAAGAUGACAGAAAACAAGUGAAAGAACUUGUGAAAAUAGUUGAUGAAAUGGUACAGGCUAACGGUGGUAAGCACUACGAGAGACCCCCAUCGCCCUAUGUGAAAAUCAUAUCAGUGUGUACCCUGUUCUCAUGUGCAGCUCUUCUGAGAUGCCUGUGGACAUACUGGAAUAACGUAGACGAUGUCAGGCCCGUCUUGUUUUCUGGAACUGUCUUUGGGAUAGGAAUUAUAUGGCUGGUGAAGAAAACAUUAAAAUACUGACCUCUGUGCAAUGAU
Molecule: messenger RNA, 854 nt
Organism: Conger conger (European conger)
Lineage: Eukaryota; Metazoa; Chordata; Actinopteri; Anguilliformes; Congridae
Product: GTPase IMAP family member 7-like
Exons: 2
Coding region: 96-839 (247 amino acids)
Molecular function (GO): GTP binding; ATP hydrolysis activity
Source: RefSeq, a predicted model, not a curated record